AUGGCGGUUACCGUCCUACCUACUAACUCCAUGACCGACUCAAUCAAGCAGGCCGUCCGGUCAACAGCAACAUGCUCAGACGCCACCGUGUUGUCCCUCCAAACACUGCUCCGCGGAGGACCGAAUGCGACCGAGAAACUUGCGCGAAAAAACGUUAAAACAACUACGACACCAGCGGCGCGCGCCACAAAAACUCGAACAACAAAAGCACGUUCAACGAAAGAGACCGCGCUGCAGACAGUUGCUGAUCAGGAUGGACCUGCACUUUCGGCCCAAGAGAAGCUGGUCCUCGCCACAGAUGUGUUUAAUACUACUUUAAAAACUUUGACGGAGGCAGCCAGGGUGUCCACAGGAAAGCGCCAGGCAUCUGCCGCCGAUAAUGUCUCAACAAAGUCGACGGGAAGAGCAGCUAGCGCUGCUGUUGAUGUGGGAGUUUAUUCAGCGGCCGAAUGCGCAAGACUUGCCCUUUCAACACUGCGGUCAAUCAAGCUUGACCAAAGUGGUACCGAGUUCCCGAACAUGCAACUGGAGCAGGGUGUAUGUGUCUUGUCCGGAAAGCUGAUCUCGCUUGGAUUGCAUGACAUGGCGUUCAAGGAAUUGCGAUCACUCAAGAAACGAAUGCAGCAGUAUAUGGACUCAAAGAAAGCCGGAAGAAAAACAGCAGAGGCAAAGGAAUCUCCAGACGAGGAAUCUGUAAAGGAGCGUAUGUCCGAUCUCAUCACCUUCUCGAAUCUCUCAAGCGCCCAACCACUCUACGGCCUUCUUGUUCCUUUCCACUCAAACGUGAUGAGACUUUUUGCCCAAGAAAGAAAAGCAUCGACUACUCAAAAUCUAUGUCCUUUGCUGCAACUGUCUGAGCCGAGUAGUCCUGCCCAGAUCAUCAUUGCUGCUUUGAAGGCGAAGUGCGUGACGAAUGACAAAGCUGCUUUACAACUUCAGUUACUUUCUAAUACGGUUUUGCUUCUAUGUCCCACGAAAGCUUCCAGCGAAGAUGUACUGAAGCCUGUCACAACACUCACUCUUCAACUUCUUUCUCUCGAAAUCCGAAGCUUGGGAUGGAAAAUCUCUGGACAUAUUUGCGAUGAGAGUAGAGAAUUAUUAGACCCUCUCCUACGGUAUCUCGGUACCUUCUGCCACCGAAUGAGAGGAGUCGAGAAGUUGGAGUUUACAACAAUUUAUCAAACGAUUACUCGAAUCCAAUCAUCAAUGACAGAGAUCAAGAAAAAGCCCCAAGAUUCCAAAGACAUGAACCUAGCCACCAAGAUCACGACUACUCUUGGCCAGCUCGCAUUAGACGCUGGCUGCCUCGAUGAAUCCAUAAAACUGUUCGGUCAGGCUAUUGCUCCCCUUACCAACUCUCAAAGUCUGUCCCUGGCCACAGUACAAUGCAAGAUCGCCUCUGUUCAGUUUCAAUUAUUAAAACGUUCAGGGAAGGAUGUGUCACAUGCUUUGAAAUCCACUUCAGAGGCGACUAUAGCACUGGGGUUGCAGCUCCGAGGCAGUCCAACUGAUCUAGAUGAACUGCUGGUUGAGGCUGCACGAAUAAAAAAGUUCGCUUUGACCUGGUUUGGAGACGCAAUAACUAAGAAGUUUGAAAGCGAUAAUGAUAAAAACGAGGCUGCAUCCCAAAUUCGAGAGUAUCUCCAGGCUUUUCUACGAUUUCUCAGACGCUACAUUGGCCGGCCACCAGCAGAGGAUGGUGAUCCAAAGGAAGAGGAAGUUUUCAAGACUCGCAUUGCCAUGUCUAAGAACAUCGUCCUUGCUGCUGUUGACUCCAGUAUUGCUAUAGGAAAGUUGUCUAUCAUGUCCCAGAGGCCACCAUGGGAUGACAUGCUCCCUAUUCUGACGGAUUCUCAUCGCCUUCUUACGAGUAUUGACAGCGCCAAUGAGAAAGAUACAGAUGCUUAUUUGACCGAGAGCAUUGGUUCAAGUCUUGUCAAGCUUUCCAAUCUCUUCUGGUCACGAUACAUUAAAGCAAAAGAAGCUAGCCAGGACUACCGCGAGCUCAUCCCACUUCUGAAGCAGUCUACGCAAAUUCUGGCUGGCUGCUCUCUAUCUCAUCGUACCACUGCGUUUGCCGCUCUUAAAUUCGAGAGGAUGGCCCAUUUGUACUUGGAGGGCAGUAUGCACGGCGAGUCGGAGAAAGCCUUCCGCCAAUCUAUCACCGAAUACGUCGAUUCGGGUACUCUGGAGCAGAUCAGCCCAGGCACACACCCAAAAUCAGCUAGCCAAGACCCGCAAAGCCCUGGUUUCUCACUAAGCCGGGUUUUAUCAGCGUUCCUAAAGUUGAAGUUACGGAGGAAGGGACCUAAAUCUGUUACUAUAUACGAUGAUCUCGAGCUUGAGCCAGAUCGAAGAGGCCUAUUGCUUGAAUGGCAGAUGGGUCUGCUCACUGAAAUGCAUGGUUACUGCCCCAGCGAAGACGAUUUUUGCUCAAUAUUUAGCCCAGUUGUAUCCAGUGUCCUUGACAUAUAUCAGUCGGACAUUCAUCCCAUUCGCCAUAGUCGCGUGGUUAUUUGCGUACUCCGAUUUCUAUUGGAACACCCCAACUCUCUUGACCAAACAAUCACUGAAGAACUGAUGGAAGAAGGGUCUGAAGCCUUGAGAUCUGGUAUCGAAACCGGAAACGACACAGACUUGGCUUCAUUUGCGAAGCAUAUCGCAAACUCAUUACGAGUUAUCAUUGGCUUUCACAGAGGGAAAAUAGACGAGUCUGAAUUAAAUGACACACUUGCUUCGUGGGCUGGCAUGGUUCGCCAAUGCGCGGACUGGAAAUCUUUGCUUCUCCGCGUCAACGAUACUGAUUACUGGGUUCUCCAGCUGAAAGCCUUGGUCGACUAUACGGAGAUUCAUGGGCUCUGGAAACCCCAGCUUUCUGCCCUGGAGCUCAUCCUCCGCGUUGCUGAGCUUCAGCAAUCCUCAGAUCUGUCAGAUGCGAUGGUCAUUCUGUCUCGUCUGGUACUGCAGCAUUGUCGCCUUGGCCAUUGCCAAAAGGCUGGUGACCUUCUCUCGCGCGGCGAAGCAUGUGUUGCUCAACACAAUGUGUCCUCCCUGGCUAAAAUCUCAUGCAGACUAGCACGUGUGGAUUAUCUCCUUGAAACAGGUGAAGUUGACAAAGCUGCGACUGCUUUUUUGUCUGCUCGAUCAAUGUAUGAAAAAAUCCAAAAGUCGGAUGAGCUCAGCAAUUUGUCAGUCUUGUCGAAAAUCUCCUGGGAGAGACUGAUUGCAGAUUCUGCCUUUGUUCAAUCUAGGCUAUCCACUGCACAGGGCUCAAUGACCCAAGCACUGUAUUUUGCUAAACUGUCGGUGAGAUUGAACUGCAGAAUCUGGGCCAAGGUCGAAAAACUGGCACAGCGGAAACAAGACAAAGUCUUGCCAGCUGCAAACAGCUCUGAUGUUGACGCUGUCACUGAGGGCGUUGCAAAGCUUGAUCUUUCGCAGACUGGGUCUUCUUCGAACGUUUCAGCUAGCUACAUUCAAGGUGCCCCCUUCUGGCCACACCUUGGCUCACAUCAUACCUGCCUAUUGAACCUCGCAACACUCUCGGCCCAUCAUGGUAUAUUCCAAGAUGCUAUCUAUUACGGGGAGCAAGCUUUGAAGAUUGACAGAACACUCGAUGCCAAUAUUCGACUAGUUGCGGCACAAACCCAGUUGGGUUGCUACUGGAUAUUUGGUGGUCAUGUGGAAGAAGGCCAAAAUCUGCUCACUGCCGCCUCGGAAUCGUCUAAACAGGUUCCGUCGAGUAUUGAAGCUGUCUCACUACACAUGGCCCUUGCUUCCCUCCACAGGGUACAGGGCCAACAUGAUAAGACAUUGCGCCUGCUGCAGGAAGCUGAUAAUAUCACUAAUUCUUUGAUAUAUUCGGAUACACACAGUAUUUCAGAAACGGCAAACAUGACAACAGCCUUAGAGGAGAAGAUGGGAAAUCUGAACGUUCGAAGCAGUCGCCGAAAGCCUUCAGUGGCUACAACAACCACCACUACCGACCGACGUACUCGUGCAACCAGUGCAGCCAGCUCAGUCACUUCAGCCAGCUCAACUACCACCAAGAAGGUCGCAAAACCCAAAGCUCACUUGCCUGAGGCUCAAUCGAAGUCUCUUGUACGUCUCAGGGGUGAUAUACUCCGACAGCAAGCCGAUUGCCUGCGCGCACUGCAUGAAUUUGAAAAGUCAGCCCGCACUCUUGAGGAAGCCCGACAAUUCUCCACUGCCCGUGAAAGCAAAGUUUCAUUGGAGAUUGGCGAGAGUGAACAUCUUCUCGCAGACGCUAUCCGCCACUUUGCAAGCCAUGCAGUUUACUGUGUUUUACCUGAGUCUACUAUCUCACUGCCAUCUCUCAGAACACCGACCAAGGCGACUGAUGAAACGGCCUCUCUAGCAGUCAAGGCUCCAGCUACACGGAGGCCCAGGACUGGGACAAGAGGAACUCGUACAAAAACGGCCAGCGAGGAUUUCUCCGUCAUGCUGUCGAAGGCCAGCGAUUGUCUCACUAGUGUGUUUGCCGACGCAACUGUUCUCGGUUCCACCCUUGAAAGUCACGCAGCUUCCCGUUUGAUGAGUCGGAUUUCUAUGCUUUCGCAUGCUACUAGCUCUGGAGGUCCAGCAACCUGGGCACAAUCACCUGCGAGCAUGAAUGGUAAGUCAUGGGGACGACGAAAAAAAGAAAAAAUGUCAGAAACUAACAUGUUUUACUUAGAAAUUGGACGUGUUGGUGCAUUUGCACGAGAGCGUAUGGCCAUUGAUUUUGACCGGAAGUUGGCAGACUUUUCUGAUCCACUACUAUGGCCAACUUCUUUGUCAUCUACAAUUGAUGAUAUAGGCGACGAGAUUUGUUCAACCUUCACCGAGAAUUAUGUCGAUAUUCUCCCCGAGAAUUGGAAUGUACUUUCUCUGUCGUUGAGUGCCGAUAGAACUGAGUUUGUGGUCUCGCGGCUACAGAAGAAUCGCUCGCCAUUCCUGCUUCGGCUUCCACUUCGAAGGGGUAACUCAGAUGACGACGAAGAGGAACAGUUCACCUUUGAAGAUGGAAAGGAGGAGAUGCAGGAAGUUAUCAAACUGGCAAAUCAGAGCGCCCAUGCCGCUAAAGCCCAAAUAGACAAGCAGAUGAAGAAGGAGUGGUGGAAGAAUCGAGAGUCGCUCGACCUCCGAAUGGAGAGUCUCCUCCAGAAUAUUGAAAACCUUUGGUUCGGUGGCUUCCGAGGCGUGUUCUCUCCCCUCUCACGGGAUAGCACUGCGUUGGCUAGGUUUGCGACUUCUUUCCAAGGAAUUCUGGAUAAACAUCUCCCCUCUCGGCAAAAAGGAGGCAGGGCCUCGUCGCCUCGCCUUACCCUUCACCAGAACGUUGUGGAGCUGUUCAUUGGUCUCAGGGACCUCGAACAACAAGAAGAGCCAGAAGACAUACUCAUGGAUCUUCUCUACUUCGUUGUCGACAUUUUGCAGUUCCAAGGAGAACGCAAUGCCUAUGAUGAGAUUGAUUUUGACAUGAUGGUCGUUGACACUCUCGAUGCUCUACGAGGCUAUCAUGAAGCCGCACGGGAAGAACUUGCAUCUAAACCACCAAAACAUACAGUUUUAGUACUGGAUAAGGCAUUGCAUUUGUUCCCAUGGGAGUCUCUGCCAUGCCUCCAGGGAUUCCCCGUGUGCCGUGUUCCAUCCCUAGAGUGUCUUCGCGAGCGAGUGCUCCAAUUUCGCGGGAGUCAGUCCGGCGCGGUUCUCGAUCGUACCUCGGGCUCCUUCGUUCUCAAUCCAACAGGUGACCUACGCACAACCCAAGCAACCUUCGAAGAAGACCUCUCAAAAAUGAAGACCUGGACAGGCACAAUCAACCGCGAGCCAACAGAGGACGAAUUCCGCAAAUCCCUUGAAACAAACGAUCUCUUCUUGUAUUUCGGCCACGGUAGUGGCGCGCAGUAUAUCCGCGGCCGCACAAUCAAACGACUAGAUAAAUGCAGUGUGGCCUUCCUCAUGGGCUGUAGCAGUGGUUCUUUGACUGAAGCUGGCGAGUACGAGCCCUACGGCACACCCAUGAACUAUCUUCAUGCUGGAAGCCCGGCGCUUGUUGCUACAUUGUGGGAUGUCACCGACAGGGACAUUGAUAGAUUUUCAACUUCUACUUUCGAUACUUGGGGUCUUAUUGGGAAGGAUGGGAAGUCGGCCCGCACACCUGGUCUUGGGUUGGAUGCUGCUGUUGCUGGUGCGAGGGGUUCAUGUGUUUUGAAGUAUUUGAAUGGAGCGGCGCCUGUUGUUUAUGGCGUACCGGUGUUCCUGGGAUAG
This is a messenger RNA of Penicillium taxi, 6273 nucleotides long. Its product is annotated as C50 family peptidase. Bases 1 to 6273 code for a protein of 2090 amino acids. Lineage: Eukaryota; Fungi; Ascomycota; Eurotiomycetes; Eurotiales; Aspergillaceae. Gene Ontology annotation, molecular function: cysteine-type endopeptidase activity; protein binding. Gene Ontology annotation, biological process: proteolysis; meiotic chromosome separation. The transcript has a single exon. The record is from RefSeq and is a predicted model, not a curated record. Gene Ontology annotation, cellular component: centrosome; cytoplasm; mitotic spindle pole body.